Messenger RNA from Gossypium arboreum, 871 nucleotides. RefSeq lists its product as uncharacterized. The transcript is spliced from 3 exons. Bases 2 to 799 code for a protein of 265 amino acids. NCBI's taxonomy places the organism in Eukaryota, Viridiplantae, Streptophyta, Magnoliopsida, Malvales, Malvaceae. The record is from RefSeq and is a predicted model, not a curated record.
AAUGUGGGUUGGCCAUUAUCAUGAGUGUCAUGCACCUAUUUCACCGGCUCAGAGUGCCAUUUACUGUCAUUCAAUAUUGAAGCAUAUAAAUAGAACUGUGGUUGGAUCUGGUUGUUCACGACAUACUGCUCUUCACUCUCAAUAUAAUCGUUUACCCAGUUUUAUUCAGUUCCAGACAUCUGCUUUCUCCAACAUGAGUGUAUUUUAUCAGGAAGAGCAACCCCGUCAAUCCAAGAGAUGCAAGUUCCUAGCUACAGUUCUGAAGGAAGCAUUUUCCAAUUGCCGUACAUUCAAUGGACGGCGGACUGAUUCAGGUCUAGAGGAAGAAUUUUCAACAAGCGACAUCAAUGAUGUAUCCCAAGAAGUUGUUUCCGAAAUUCGAAGUCGAGCAAUGGAGAAGAUGAAGCACAGGCCGAGUCUAGUAGCAGAAAGCUUUUCAUGGGUAUUAUCUCCAUCAAAGCAGGCCAAAGGACGAGACAAAGAUGAAAGAGAAGAAGAAACAGAUGAAUUCUUUUCUAUUGGGAGUUGUUUCUCCUUGUGUCCGAGUGCUGCUAGUAGGGAAGCAUUUCUAUCGGCUAACACGGAUUUUUCCCGUUCUUCGAGCAUAAACAAGAUCGAUUUCCCGGAGAUAUGGAAAUUCGAUUUCCGAGAUUUUAGCUGGCGAUCAAUCAUUCACGAACUGUGUCAUUGUGAAGGGUGGCCAUUUGGGUUAUGCAAGAAGAUUGUGUUACUCCCGCCUCUGCCUAAAUCCCCUUCUGAGUCUUGGUCUUGGCGUAAAGGCACCAAAUUGAGAUGCUAAGUCGCCAUAUUGUCUAAUUAUACUUGACAUUGUUGAGCACUGUUGAAUCCAAUGAAAGCAGCCAUAUAACAA